Molecule: messenger RNA, 588 nt
Organism: Nicotiana tabacum (common tobacco)
Lineage: Eukaryota; Viridiplantae; Streptophyta; Magnoliopsida; Solanales; Solanaceae
Molecular function (GO): RNA-DNA hybrid ribonuclease activity; nucleic acid binding
Source: RefSeq, a predicted model, not a curated record
AUGGAUAAAGUAGCAACUGAUGUUGCUAUUAAAAGAUUUGGGGUGAAUAUUGCUUCUAUAUGUAACUGCUGCUUUAAUAACCAUUCUGAGGAAUCUACUAACCAUCUACUCAGUGAUAGUCAUAUUGCCAAUCUAGUAUGGUCCUUCUCUUGUAACUCCUGUGAUAUCAUAUUGGUCAAAGGCCAGACGAGGUUCACAGAUCUUCAGCUCCAGCACCUAUGGCAGGACACGUACAGUAGAAUUGAGAAGCUUUCCCCUGCUAUUCAUUGUCAGAUUGUUUAUUGGCAAAAACCUCAUGUGGGCUGGGUUAAACUUAAUGUUGAUGGCUGUAGCAAAGGUAACCCUAGUCCGGCAGGUGGUGGUGGUCUUAUCAGAGAUCACCAUGGCAUUUUAAUUGAAGCUUUUGCAGAAUUCUAUAGAGAUUGUAGCUGUAAUAUUGCGGAAGCUAAAGCCAUGAUGCGAGGCAUCAAAAUGUGUAUUUCAAAGGGCUUUACAAAUGUUAUAGUUGAAUCGGACUCGUUGAUUCUUCUUAACUUGAUCAAAAGGAUAAGGAAUCCUCCCUGGAGAUUCACAGAUACUAUUGAAUAA